AUGGGCAAUACUCACGAAAUGAUAACUAUUAUAAUAAGCCUCUUAGCAGCCCUGAUCCUGGUCUAUAUUCUAUAUAUGAGGUUCCUACACCGAUUAAGCAAAUACCCCGGACCCCUACUCGCAACUCUAACAAACAGUUACAAGGCAUACUAUGUCUACAACCUGCAGUUACACGAGAAACUUCUCGAGCUCCACAUGCAAUAUGGACCCGUUGUGCGCGUGGGACCUAAUCACCUCCAUCUAUGGGAAGGAGAAGCAAUUACACCAAUCUACAAGGGGGGACGGAAAAUGAGGAAAUCGGAUUUCUAUAAUGCUUUUACAGCCUUUAAUCCGAACCUUUUCGGUGGUACGAAUGAAGAUAUCCACUCUAUUCGCCGCAGACAACUCUCCCACGGAUUCUCACAGGCAUCAGUCCAGAAACUGGAACCCCUCAUCGAAGGUCAGAUGAAAGUCCUCACCGAUAAGCUGCGAGGUUUCGCCAAGACAGGCGAAAUCUUCGAUUUUAAGAACGUCCUCUCCUUGUAUGUCCUCGAUAUCCUCGGCGAAGUGGCUUUCAGUAAGCCAUUCGGUGUACAGGGCAGGGGAGAGUCAGAAGAACUCCGAGCCAUCAAUGACCAUCUCCUUUUAGCCGGAGUCAUUGGUGAACUACCUUUCCAAGAACUAUGGAAGACACUAUCAAGGAUGUCUCCGGUACCGUGGAUGAGACAACUCGUCAAAAGCAGGAAUAAUCUGAAAGCUAUAUGCUCUCGCUGUGUCAAAUUCAAAAUUAACAAUCUGUCUGAACGGCCAGAUCUACUGAAAAGCCUUGUUGAAGCUGUUGAUCCGGAAAGUGGUUCCAGGUUGACGGAGCAGGAGAUUAAUUCUGAGGCUUUUGCUGUUCUCGUGGCUGGAUCCCAUUCCACAUCAGGAACCCUAACACUCCUUCUUUGGCAUUUAACGCAUAAUCCCGACAUCCUAGCAACCUUGACGCAAGAAUUGGAUCAAAAACUACCACCCCUCCGUGAUAACCAGGUUUCUUAUCCCAUCCAAGGCCUAGAAACAUCCCUCAGCUACACAAUGGCUUGCGUGAGAGAGAAUUUCCGCCUGAAUCCCGUAUUCACAAUGCCCUUAUGGCGUCAAGUGGGCUACCCUGGUGGUGUCGAAAUCGCAGGACACUAUAUCCCCGAGGGAACAAGUGUGUGCAUCUCCAACUACGUCCUACACCAUAAUCCAGGUAUAUGGGGUGCAGACCACGAAGAGUUUAAACCCGAUCGAUGGCUUGAUGAGAAUUAUAAUAAGGAAAAGGGCAGGUACUUGAUUCCCUUCAGUAUCGGGCAUCGGAUGUGUAUUGGGAGGAAUCUGGCUAUGACAAAUAUCCUCAAGACUAUUACUACGUUACUUGUAAGGUUUGAAUUUGAGCCUGUGGAUGUGAAGAGAAGGGUUAGGGUACGUAGUCCUGGAAUUGGGGAGAUGGAGGGAGAGUUUUUGUGUCGAAUUUCUGUCAAGGAGUAG
Penicillium longicatenatum is the source of this 1491-nucleotide messenger RNA. RefSeq lists its product as uncharacterized. The transcript has 4 exons. Lineage: Eukaryota; Fungi; Ascomycota; Eurotiomycetes; Eurotiales; Aspergillaceae. The record is from RefSeq and is a predicted model, not a curated record. The coding region runs from base 1 to 1491 and encodes 496 amino acids. Gene Ontology annotation, molecular function: oxidoreductase activity, acting on paired donors, with incorporation or reduction of molecular oxygen; iron ion binding; monooxygenase activity.